AGGCGCGGGGGCCCGGGGCGCGGGGCCGGGGCCGCCUCUAGCCGGCAACCGAGGGCGCGGGCCCGGGGAUGAGGGCGCCCGCGGUGGGGAGCCCGUCUGCGCGCCGCGGCGCCGUCCCGCCCAGCGAGCGAGCCCGAGCAGGCAGACGCGCGGCCGGCGGUCGGGGGGCGCGCCGCCUCCCGGCCCCAAAAAUGUGAAGCGGGGAGGGUGGAGACGCAGAGACGGCCGGGCUGGGCGCCCUCGCCGCCCUCCGGCAGCCGCGCCGUUCCGCUUCCCCGUCCGCCGAGGCCGCGCCGACCCCGUGGGCCGCCGCCGGAGCAGCGAAGCCGCCGAGCCCCCGCGCCCCCCGACCCCCGCCUCCCUCGGACCCGGCUUCGGCCCGCAGCGGGUUCGCGGCCCGGACGCGGCGGGAGCAGGGCCCGGGACGGUGCGUCCGGCCUCGCCCGCGGCUCCUCGCCCAGACAAGUUUGAACAAUGAUCACAGUCAACCCCGAUGGGAAGAUAAUGGUCAGAAGAUGCCUGGUCACCCUGAGACCUUUUCGGCUCUUUGUCCUGGGCAUCGGCUUCUUCUCACUCUGCUUCCUGAUGACGUCUCUGGGAGGCCAGCUCUCGGCCCGGCGCCCGGGGGACUCCCCCUUCACCAUCCGCACAGAAGUGCUGGGAGGGCCGGAGUCGCGCGGCGUCCUGCGCAGGAUGAGCGAGCUGCUGGAGCUCAUGGCGAAGCGCAUGGACGCGCUGGCCCGGCUGGAGAACGGCAGUGAGCCGCACCGGGCUGCCGGCCACGGGCGCUUGGCUGCGGACAGGUUUCCCCCUGGGGCUGGCCUCAUGGAGCGGAUCCAGGCCAUCGCCCAGAACGUGUCGGACAUCGCUGCGAAGGUGGACCAAAUCCUGCGUCACAGCCUGGUCCUGCACAGCAAGGUGUCUGAAGGCCGGCGGGACCAGUGUGAGGCACCCAGUGACCCCAAGUUCCCUGACUGCUCAGGGAAGGUGGAGUGGAUGCGUGCCCGCUGGACCUCUGACCCCUGCUAUGCCUUCUUCGGGGUGGACGGCACCGAGUGCUCCUUCCUCAUCUACCUCAGUGAGGUUGAGUGGUUCUGCCCCCCGCUGCCCUGGAGGAACCAGACGGCCGCCCAGAUGGCCCCCAAGCCCCUCCCCAAAGUCCAGGCAGUUUUCCGGAGCAACCUGUCGCACCUCCUGGAGCUGAUGGGCAGUGGGAAGGAGUCUCUAAUCUUCAUGAAGAAACGAACCAAGCGGCUCACGGCCCAGUGGGCACUGGCUGCCCAGCGGCUGGCACGGAAGCUGGGAAGCGUCUGGAGGGACCAGAAGCAGAUCCUUGUUCACAUCGGCUUCCUGACGGAGGAGUCUGGUGAUGUGUUCAGCCCAAGGGUGCUAAAGGGCGGGCCACUGGGAGAGAUGGUGCAGUGGGCAGACAUCUUGGCCACUCUCUAUGUCCUGGGCCAUGGCCUGCGGAUCACAGUGUCCCUGAAGGAGCUGCAGAGUAACUUAGGGGUGCCGCCAGGCCGGGGGAACUGCCCGCUCACCAUGCCCCUGCCUUUCGACCUCAUCUACACCGACUACCACGGCCUACAGCAGAUGAAGCAGCACAUGGGACUGUCCUUCAAGAAGUACCGGUGCCGAAUCCGGGUCAUUGACACCUUCGGGACAGAGCCCGCAUACAACCACGAGGAGUACGCCACGCUGCACGGCUACAGGACCAACUGGGGCUACUGGAACCUCAACCCCAAGCAGUUCAUGACCAUGUUCCCUCACACCCCGGACAACUCCUUCAUGGGUUUCGUGUCCGAGGAGCUCAAUGAGACGGAGAAGCAGCUCAUCAAAGGCGGCAAGGCCAGCAACAUGGCCGUGGUGUACGGCAAGGAAGCGAGUAUCUGGAAGCUCCAGGGGAAGGAGAAGUUCCUGGGCAUCCUGAACAAGUACAUGGAGAUCCACGGCACCGUGUACUAUGAGAGCCAGCGGCCCCCCGAGGUCCCCGCCUUCGUGAAGAACCACGGCCUCUUGCCACAGCCCGAGUUCCAGCAGCUGCUGCGCAAGGCCAAACUCUUCAUCGGCUUCGGCUUCCCUUACGAGGGCCCCGCGCCCCUGGAGGCCAUCGCCAAUGGCUGUGUCUUCCUCCAGUCCCGCUUCAGCCCACCCCACAGCUCCCUCAACCACGAGUUCUUCCGAGGCAAGCCCACCUCCAGAGAGGUGUUCUCCCAGCACCCCUAUGCAGAGAACUUCAUCGGCAAGCCCCACGUGUGGACUGUCGACUACAAUAACUCAGAGGAGUUCGAAGCAGCCAUCAAGGCCAUCAUGAGAACGCAGGUAGACCCCUACCUGCCCUACGAGUACACCUGUGAGGGGAUGCUGGAACGAAUCCAUGCCUACAUACAGCACCAAGACUUCUGUGCAGCCUCAGGGCCUGCCCCAGCAGCGGCCCAAGCCCCACCCAGCCCCUUCGUUCUGGCCCCCAACGCCACCCAUCUGGAGUGGGCCCAGAAUGCCAGCUUGGCCCCCGGGGCCUGGCCCCCAGCACACUCCCUCCGGGCCUGGCUGGCCGCUGCUGGGAGGGCGUGCACGGACGCCUGCCUGGACCACGGGCUGAUUUGCGAGCCGUCCUUCUUUCCCUUCCUCAACAGCCAGGACGCCUUCCAGAAGCUGCAGGUGCCCUGUGACAGCACCGAGUCGGAGAUGAACCACCUGUACCCGGCCUUCGCCCAGCCCGGCCGCGAGUGCUUCCUGCAGAAGGAGCCCCUGCUCUUCAGCUGUGCGGGCUCCAGCACCAAGUACCACCGGCUGUGUCCCUGCCGAGACUUCCGCAAGGGCCAGGUGGCCUUGUGCCAGGACUGUCUGUGAGGCCGCCCGCCCGCCCAGCUCCCGGCCGCAGGAGGAAGCACCAGCAGAUUCUGAGCUCCAGCGACGGGCCCUCCCCGCGACACCCCGGCGCUGGGACUUCCUUCCUUGGCCGGGAAGUGGGCAG
Molecule: messenger RNA, 2977 nt
Organism: Lontra canadensis (Northern American river otter)
Lineage: Eukaryota; Metazoa; Chordata; Mammalia; Carnivora; Mustelidae
Gene: MGAT5B
Product: alpha-1,6-mannosylglycoprotein 6-beta-N-acetylglucosaminyltransferase B
Exons: 18
Coding region: 475-2853 (792 amino acids)
Biological process (GO): protein N-linked glycosylation
Cellular component (GO): Golgi apparatus
Molecular function (GO): alpha-1,6-mannosylglycoprotein 6-beta-N-acetylglucosaminyltransferase activity
Source: RefSeq, a predicted model, not a curated record